UUGUGUUAGGAAUGAUGGGUUCCGGGAAGACGACAGUGGGAAAGAUUAUGGCAAGAGCACUUGGUUAUACAUUGUUUGAUAGUGACACUUUGAUCGAGCAGGCGAUGAAUGGAACUUCUGUAGCUGAGAUAUUUGAGCAUAUCGGUGAGAGUGUUUUCAGAGAAAAAGAGGUUGGUGUAUGCACUUCUUCGGUUCUUCCUCUAGCAUUUCUCUGUAGUUGUAGAAAAAGAGGUUGGUGUAUGCACUUCUUCGGUGCUUCUUUGUAUACUCUUGCUGCUAAUUGUGUUGAACUAGAUUGUGUUGAACUUUGUUUACAACAGAACUCGAAUUGUUCAGAUAUUGCAUUGAAGCUCGGUUAUAAAAGCGUCCCAGAUCUUACACCAACUGAAAUCGCCAUUGAGGCCUUUGAGCAAGUUCAGAGCUAUUUAGACAAUAUAGCUAGACCGGAUGGCCUCUAGUUCCACAAUGAUAUGUUUCCCCGCAAAUUCUCAUGAAUUUACGCGUUAUCAGAGCUUAGUUGUGCCUAGUUUUGAGUGUUGUACAUAAAUGAAUAAUAAUACUAUGUUUGAUCACAUUGUUUUUGUUUCCUCGUAAACAAAAGAAAGAAGAGGAAUUUGUAUUUUAUAAUAAGAUGGUAAGAAGAAGCCCUUGUGCAACAACUUCAUCAGCGAGUCAUCAAGAUAGAGAAAGCCACUUAUGUGUAAUAGACGACCAAGCACUCUUCAAUCAAAAGUGUAUUUCUUGAUUUACUUGUUCCUCCUAUGAAAGAAGCGAACUUUUUAUUCAACCAAAACAGAGUUACAUAGGUGUUUAGUUUUGUAAAAUAUAAAAAUUUUAUGUAAGUUUUAUGUAAUAUAAAAAUUUCAUGUAAUUGUUUUGUCA
Camelina sativa (false flax) is the source of this 882-nucleotide messenger RNA. RefSeq names its product shikimate kinase 2, chloroplastic-like. Lineage: Eukaryota; Viridiplantae; Streptophyta; Magnoliopsida; Brassicales; Brassicaceae. Gene Ontology annotation, cellular component: cytosol; chloroplast. The record is from RefSeq and is a predicted model, not a curated record. Gene Ontology annotation, molecular function: shikimate kinase activity.